AUGGGGCAAAAAGUGAUUUUACUAUGGGGCACUUGCAUCCAUCUUGGCUCAAGUACAUCCGCCCCUGAACCAACGAAAACGUCCUUCAUGUACGCUUACAAUUGCCUGAUAGUCGUCUUCCCAAGUGGUUUUAGUCUUUGGAUAAAACCUGACCAAACCUUAACCAACGACAUCCAAAAGAAGAAGGGCAAUUCUAGUGGAAAUACUUUGUUGGUACCAAUACCUUCUUCUUAUUCUCCUCGUGUACCGAUGUUCACUGGUGAGAUUGGUUCAGAUUUAUAUGGUAUAAGCAGACACAAUACUCCGUCCUCGGUAAUGUGGGUCCGUUACAAGAGUAUUUAUGCAUGGCGUAAAGCCCCUAGCAUGACGGUAGCUCGAGUAAUCCCCGUUACGUGCAUCCUCGAUGGGAAAAUAUAUGUAAUGGGAGGUUGCACGAAAGAUGAAUCCGCGAAAUGGGCCGAGGUUUUUGAUCCAAAGACUCAAACUUGGGAUCCUUUACCUGAUCCCCAGGCCGAGCUUUAUCUUCAAUUAAAACAGUGGAGGUGA
Arabis nemorensis is the source of this 546-nucleotide messenger RNA. The record is from the annotation of a GenBank genome assembly. Lineage: Eukaryota; Viridiplantae; Streptophyta; Magnoliopsida; Brassicales; Brassicaceae.